Molecule: messenger RNA, 2825 nt
Organism: Puccinia graminis f. sp. tritici CRL 75-36-700-3
Lineage: Eukaryota; Fungi; Basidiomycota; Pucciniomycetes; Pucciniales; Pucciniaceae
Exons: 17
Coding region: 210-2741 (843 amino acids)
Biological process (GO): calcium ion transmembrane transport; intracellular calcium ion homeostasis
Cellular component (GO): membrane
Molecular function (GO): calcium channel activity; calcium ion binding
Source: RefSeq, a predicted model, not a curated record
CUUCAUUUAUCAACAAGACAUAUGAACCAUGACCUGCAGGUGGUUCAAAGAAACUCCAGUGAAUCUAAUUUUCUCGAGAGUGUUUUCUCGAAGGCUUCAGUUGUUACUCACCACACCCGUCAGCAGCCGGCACCCUUGCAUAUGGGAGGUUUCAGAACCCUAAUAACUUCGUCAUCGACUUCGGUUUCACAUUGUACUGCUCUCUCAAGAUGUUUCGCAAGCUUCGGCCCUUAGACGGUAAAAUUUCAUCCGCCUUCGGCCUCAAGAAUAAGAAAAGUCAACAAUCCUUCAAAUCCACUCAGUCGCGACAUUCGGCCCAGGAAGAAAAUCAGCAGAUGAUUCCCGACGGCACGCAUAAUCAAGAACAGCCGGUCAGCCCCAAGCAUCUUGAUACCACUCCCCCGAGUAAAGAUACGAUUGGGAGAAGAUUGCAACCAGACAUAUCACGCGAAGGUCAGAAUGAUGCUUCUGCGGGCUCGCUGGCAUCUCGAUAUCACCGUGCAAUGAAGGAAGACGUUCAGUCAGCCUUAAAUCUUGCGAAAGAGAUCGGAGAAGAAACACCCUUGAAGACAGCGGGAAAAGGCUCAUCGACUUCAAGCAGCGAAUCUGAUUUUGAUUGGAAUGAGACCGAUGAAUCAGAACUCGACGAAUCCGAAAGGCAAGAGCGAAAACAGCGAAAACUCCGCCAGGCUCAAGAACUGGAGCAGAGCAUCCAUCACGCCAAGCGUCUUCGGAGGUUAUAUCUCUUUCUUAUGAAGUUUUCAACCCCAGUCAGGACCACGAUUAUAGGCGUUUUGGGAAGCGGUAUUGCCAUCACGCCAGCGAUUCUCGUAUGGCUGAAAUUUACCCAGUUGUCAACCAGAGAGCAUGUUCUAGCGUGGUCACUUUGGCUUAGCAUUAGCUUUGCUACUUCUUGUGCAACAUCUAUAAUUGUUGAUAUCCUACCUGCUAUUGCGAUCAAAUUAUUUGAGCUGCUGUAUGGUGCGAAGCCCGAAAAGUUGAAGACCCAAAUCGAACUCUGGAUGAACGUCAGGUAUUGGACCAAAGUGGCUCUGGGCUUAACUUGUUAUUGGGUGGUCUUAUCACUAAUACUUUCCCGCAUGUUUCGCUUUUACAAAGACCCGCAUUUGGCGUAUUUUGAUUGGGUGAUGAAGGUUACCGCAGGGCUGUUUACAGCAGGUGUAGUUUUGCUCUUCGAAAAAAUUCUCCUACAGGUGAUUCAGUUGAAUUUCCAUCGUACCAGCUUGAAAGACAGGCUAGAAGAAAAUGAACGCGCACUUUGGGCUUUGGACCGAUUGGCUGCUGCCAAAGGAGUCUCGCAUUCUCCUAAGAAACGAAACUCGAAAUUUCUAACCAGUUUAACUCAUCAUCGCACGAAGAGUGGACGGCAGACGCCCGGCAACAAGGAUUCUACAAUUGUUGAUGUGCCGUCUACCCCAAAGACUCCGAACAUGGAUUCUUCUGCAGACAAGCGAACAGCUGAGACCAGCACCUCGGGUGGGAUAUCAUCCACGCAACAUAAGAGAAAUAAAUCUUCAAAUCUCUUGACGGUCACCGAUCACUUAACUUCAGCCAUUAAUUCAGCUUUGAAACACGGAACCAAGGGCGCCAGAGGUGGGAUGAUUUCAUCCACACACUCCGCCAAAAAGCUGGCCAAGAAGCUCUUUGAAGGUUUGGACGAAGACCGCGGAGGCGUCAUCACGCGGAACGAAUUCGAGCCAUAUUUUAAAACCGCUAGCGAUGCCGCAAUGGCCUUCAAACUUUUCGACAAAGAUGGCAAUGGUGACAUCGAUCGCAAGGAAAUGCGUAAUGCCGUGGUUAGGAUCUACCGGGAGAGGAUGUCUUUAGCCAUUGGUUUGAAGGAUAUGUCUUCGGCAGUCGCAAAAUUAGACGCGGUUUUGAUCUCAAUAGCCUCGAUGCUCACGAUUUUCAUAUGGUUAUUCAUUUUCAAUUCCAAAGGGACAUCCUCUCAGCUGGUACCGAUGGCUACAAUUAUUCUUGGAUUUUCCUUCAUAUUUGGGAACGCAGCCAAAAACUUAUUUGAGAGCAUGCUAUUCAUUUUUAGUAUCCAUCCAUAUGAUGUUGGCGAUUUGGUUGCAAUAGAUGAUGUUCACAUGUUUGUCACGGAGUUUGGGCUUUUUUCAACAACCUUUCAGCGAGUGGACGGCCAAGUGGUAGUGGCUCCUAACUCGCUUCUUAUCAGUAAAAAGCAUAUCCUCAAUAUUCGUAGAAGUGGUCCGAUGUGGGAAACGACCGAGGUCAUGGUCGGCUUUGAUACUCCUUUGGAAGUCCUGCACGAAUUUCGGGCCCGAUUGAGGCAAUAUGUUAUGGAUAAUCCUCGAGAGUGGAAGGGAGGGCUGGACGUCAACAUCGAGUUUAUCAAUAAUCAAAACCUGAUACAAUUAAUCAUUGCAAUGGAGCAUAAAUCAAAUUGGCAAGAUUGGGGCGCUCGAUGGGAUCGUCGUACAUUACUGAUGAAGGAAAUGAAGCGCAUUAUGGAUAGCUUGAACAUAACCUACAAGCUACCAACCCAACCUAUAUCUCUUCUUCCACAAAAGCCUGGACCUCGCCAGCGCUCUUCAAGGCGCGAAGACACCCCGGUACAGUCCCAACACCCACCCAGCGCAGUGCCCUCACGUGCUUCUUCAACUAAUGCGACCCCCACUCGCACGAACAAUCCCUCGCACGCAUUCCAAAGUGGCCAUCCUUUCACCUCAUUCAGAUUUCCAGCCACUUUGUAACUUCGUUGCUUCUGGUCUUUCAAAUCAGCCCCUCAAUCGCGUAAAUCGAUCCUAUAAUCUUAUUUCUAAUGUUUGGUUCUAUUU